AUGAGCGCCCUCCGUGCACCGAACCACCCCUCCAUACUCACUGGUAUUUUUGAGCCUAUUGCUGAUUCUAUACCCGAGGCCCAACAUGGCAAUCAAUAUGGAGUCCUUACCACACCUAGCUUCUUUCAAUGCGCUGGCUACAUGGAAGAGGAAGCAACCGACUUUGAGGUAAAUUUGAUCACAAACACCGCAUUGAGUAACGUCCUGGAGGCUGGAGCAUUAUACAUGAUUAGUGGUAGGCUCAUAGUGCUCAAUGAUGGAUCAACACCCACCCUCACCUAUAAUCACGACACCAUUGUCCCGAUCCCGCGCCACGGUACAGCUGUUCCAGAAACAACUAACAAGACUUCCGCAGUCGGACUUGGCCAUGUGGUGGAAAGAGCAGAAGUUAUGCCAGGCAACAGCGAGAAUAGCCCUCGCCUGGAAGUGAUAGUAGCACAUAACGACUGGGAUGCUAUUGCCAGGACUCACCGGCGAUUCCUUGUCAAAUACAUAAUCCCCGGCUCGAAGAACUUCAUCAAGACUCACACGUUGUAUCAAGUCGGCCGAGAGGUUCAACUCCUCAGCUAUCUGGUUGAUUUCGAGCUAGAACGCAACAUGGCUGUAUUUGGAGUCCAUUCUGUCAGCUUGACCUCAGGACACCAAAUAGGCCGCUCAUCAGGGGUUGCGUCGUCCUCAGGUAACAGGACCUCUCGAAAUGGCCGCAAGUUUGUGAAGUUCGGAUCACAACCCUCCCAAUCUGCAGGUGAACAACCUCAUGACAACCCCGACGAAGGGGGACCCUCGGUACCAUCAAGUUCUGACAGAAACAAAGGCAAAGGCAAAGCAUUAGCUGACGUUGACGGUGAAGCAAACACCUCUGAAGAAGAAACAACCAUCGAGGCUCAGUCAUCCCCCCAAGUUGCGCCUCACACUAGCACCCAAAGAGGCCGCCCCCGCAUGAAUAUUCUCAAGGAUGCUGCCAAACGGAUGAAAAGAGCCUAG
Molecule: messenger RNA, 984 nt
Organism: Puccinia graminis f. sp. tritici CRL 75-36-700-3
Lineage: Eukaryota; Fungi; Basidiomycota; Pucciniomycetes; Pucciniales; Pucciniaceae
Exons: 5
Coding region: 1-984 (327 amino acids)
Source: RefSeq, a predicted model, not a curated record